This is a messenger RNA of Ilex paraguariensis (yerba mate), 1189 nucleotides long. The record is from the annotation of a GenBank genome assembly. Lineage: Eukaryota; Viridiplantae; Streptophyta; Magnoliopsida; Aquifoliales; Aquifoliaceae.
UUCUACAUAUAUAGACAUUUCCUUUCCUGUCCCAAAAAAAUGAAUCGAACCGUAUCAAACCAAUUUUCAAGUAAUUGAAACAAUGUAACAACUCUUUAAUUGAGGGAGCAAAGUAAGACCAGGGUCAUAGUUGAGAGGAUCAAAGUGCAAUUUGCUCUAUCCUCUCUGACAAACAAGAAUGUCUGUGCACUUACACUUUGUGUUCAACUAUAUUUUGAAGCUUUUUGGGAAUACAGUUAGUGCGGGACUCGCAACUGUGUGCAUUUUCACCUUCUAUAUAUUGAAUAUUUCAAGGCCAUCUAGUUCUAACUCUCCGUAUAACCACUUCCCCUUCUUGUAGAUUGGGCAGCAAUGGCAUCUAAAAGUCGUUCAAGCUACCAACUGUCUGUGUUUCCAGUCACUGUGUUUGCACAUCUGAUAGUCAUAGCGGUGACAAUUCUUGUUUUUGUUUGGCUCUUGCACUUCCGGGAAGGCCUCGCUUUCAAAUCCCAUAUCAAACCAAAGAUUUUCAAUGUGCACCCUUUUCUAAUGGUGGUUGGAUUUGUUUUAGUUGUUGGGGAAGCUAUCAUGGCAUACAAGACUGUCCCAGCAAAAAAAGAGGUGCAGAAAGUAUUUCAUGCAACAUUGCAUUUUAUUGCACUCAUUUGUGGAAUUCUGGGGAUUUAUGCUGUUUUCAAGUUUCACCAUGAGGUUGGAAUUCAAGAUAUGUACACCUUGCAUUCUUGGCUGGGCAUGUCUACCAUCUGCCUAUUUGGUUUGCAGUUUCUCUUGGCCACCUUCUCCUUCUUGUACCCUGGUACAGAGUCCUCAAGAAAGACUAAGCUCGCUCCAUGGCACGUGUUGUUUGGUAUCAUCAUCUUCUUCAUGGCAAUUCUGACUGCUGAGACAGGCUUGGUUGAGAAAUUCAUUUUCAUAAGCCAAAAACGCAGUCAAGAAGCACUCAUAAUGAACUUCACCGGACUGUUAAUUCUCCUGUUCGGAAUAUCUGUUGGGCUCACCGUUCUCCUGCCGUGAGAUUCUUAGUAAAGAUUGUGAGACCUUGUAUAAUGUUCAUGGUGUGUAACUUUGACUUGGUUAUUUGAUUUGUAAAGUUCGAUAUUUAUUCACUUUGUACCUCUAUAUUCAUGACUUGUUUGAUAAAUAAUAUAUGAAGCUGCAUAACCAAAGAAAAAAAGGGAAAAGUUUGUAU